AUGUGUGCAGCCGCAGUUUUGAGAGGCGCUCAUGUGUAUGCUCCUGGGGUACUCGGUUUACCUACCAAUUGCAGUCUCAAUGAAAGAGUUGAUAUUUAUGCUGACUUAGAUGGCCAGUGUAAAAGAGGUUUAAAAGUUGAGUAUAAUGGAAGAAAAAUAUAUGUUGGUACCGGCUACAUUAAAAUGUUACGUUAUCAGUUAUUUGAUGAUGGAGUUCAACCAAAUGGUAUAGCUAUAGAAACCAUACUCCCAGCAUCAAGACUUCCAGUGAUAAAUGAAUCUAUGUAUCCAAAAGGACAUUUAUUAUUGCAAAACCUGCCAUCCAUCAUUACAGGAUGGGUGGUCAAUGCACAGCCAAAUGAGUAUAUAUUAGACAUGUGCGCUUCACCAGGAAAUAAAACAACUCAUUUAGCUGAAAUGUCCAAUAACCAAGCUUACAUCACAGCAAUUGAUAAAACUGAUAAAAAAGUUAUAAAAAUCCGUCAAUCUUGUGAAACUCAGGGUGUUACCUGUGUUGAUACAUUUGUAUUUGAUUCAACAAAUUGUCAUUCCGAUGAAGGAAACAAUGAGAAAGGGCCCCCAUUCAAAUCAAAUACAUUUGACAAAGUGCUAUUGGAUGCUCCUUGCAGUGGUUUGGGACAAAGGCCUCUGUUAAACAAUAAAAUGACACCCAAAAUGCUUCAGUCUUAUAAGUUUGUGCAGAGAAAACUUUUUGAUUCUGCUGUAAAAGUAUUAAAAGUCGGGGGUAAACUUGUAUACAGUACAUGUACAGUUACUGUAGAAGAAAAUGAAGGUAUGUUGAGUUGGGUAUUGGAAAAAUAUCCUUUUGUGAAACUCAUUCCCGCAGAGCCACUGUAUGGCGGGCCGGGACUACCAAAUGUAGGUCUAAACAAUCAACAAAGAGUAAUGGUACAGCGAUUCGGUCCAGAUAAUGACCCACUCAGACCAGUAGAAGAUUUGUACAGGAAUACUAUAGGUUUCUUUAUAGCAGCAUUCACAAAAAUCAAUGAUCACUGUACAUAA
This is a messenger RNA of Danaus chrysippus (African queen), 1023 nucleotides long. The record is from the annotation of a GenBank genome assembly. NCBI's taxonomy places the organism in Eukaryota, Metazoa, Arthropoda, Insecta, Lepidoptera, Nymphalidae.